AUGAGAUCCAUGAGGCCUCUCCUUACCGCGCUCGGCAUCUUUGCGGGCGCGGCAGUGGCGACCACAGAAAGUACCAGCAAAGCAUCAAUUCACGAUCUUGCCCUACAGAAAUGGACAGUGACGAAUGAGUACGGCAACAUCACCGUGCCGGGCAAGUUCCCUUCGCAAGCUCAUCUGGAUCUUCAUGCAGCUGGUGUGAUUGAUGAACCAAACAAUGGCCUGAAUGACUUCGACCUGCGAUGGAUUGCGGCUCAGAACUGGACAUAUACCAGCAAGCCAAUUAGCGGACUGAGUAAACAUUCGGACAUAGCUACGUGGCUAGUGUUUGAUGGCCUGGAUACAUACGCAACUGUCAAGUUUUGUGACCACAUUGUUGGAACACCAGAUAACCAGUUCCGACAAUGGUUUUAUGAUGUCUCGUCAGCCCUUGCUAGUUGCAAGAGUGACCCUGUUCUCAGCAUCAACUUUGGCAGCGUGCCUCGCAUCAUCAAUGCCAUCAACGCAAGCGAUGAAGUCCAGCACUGGCCAGCUUCAGUGGUUUAUCCAUUCGAGUAUCCAAACCGUCAAUGGGUCCGCAAGGAACAGAAUGACUUUGGAUGGGAUUGGGGCCCAGCUUUCUCUCCAGUAGGACCUUGGCAGCCGGGCCGCAUCGUCCAGCUUAGCAAAGGUGGCGAGCUGUACUCUCUCAACACCGACAUUGACAUCUUCCGCAAAGGCCAGUUCAACAACUUUGCUCCUGACCAGACAGCUCCGUGGGUGGUAAACGCGAGUCUCGAUUUCCUGGGAACUCUGCCAAAGCAUGCCUCCAUGUCGGUCGUCAUUACUGAUGCCAGUGACAGUCGCUCAGUAUUGUACUCGGGCAAACUGGAGGGAGUGACACAGUCCGACAUGACCGUCACUGGUUCUGUGACAAUAGAUGCCCACAAACCCAAGCUGUGGUGGCCUCGAGACAUGGGCAAUCAGCAGCUAUACAACAUAAAAGUCUCUGUCAGCAGCGCAGGGUCUAAGACACCUAUUCUUGUCUCUCAGCGGCGUGUUGGUUUCCGAACUAUCUUGUUCAGCUCAGGAAAUAUUACAGAUGCGCAAAUCGCCAGCGGUAUCACCCCGGGAAACAACUGGCAUUUUGAGAUCAACGGCCAUGAGUUUUAUGCCAAGGGUGCCAAUCUUAUCCCUCCUGAUGCUUUUUGGCCACGAGUCACCUCGGAUAGAAUGAAUCGCCUAUUCGACUCAGUUGAGUCGCAGAAUUUCAACAUGCUGCGCGUGUGGUCCUCGGGUACAUACUUGCCCGACUGGAUCUACGACAUUGCUGAUGAGCGCGGUGUAUUGCUUUGGAGCGAGUUCCAGUUCAGCGAUACCUUGUAUCCAGACAGCGAGGAUUUCAAGGCCAAUGUUGUUGGUGAGAUUACUUACAACGUCCGUCGGUUGAACCACCAUGCCUCUUUGGCGUGCUGGAUGGGUGGCAAUGAGUUUGAGAACUUGAUGCUGCCCAUAGCUCAGGGCGCCGAUCCUGCAACUUACCCAUACGUCCUAGGCCAGUAUGAGAACCUCUUCAUUACUACACUAUUCAAUGUUUUAGCUGCAAACAGCCAUUCCAUCUCGUACAGUCCUUGCAGUGCAAACAAUGGCUGGCUGGAGAUUGAUCUUGAUCUUCCCGUGCCUAUUGUUGAGCGGUACUACAACACUACUAGCGGACACAUCUACGGCGACACAGACUUUUACAAUUACGACACAUCAGUUUCCUUUGAUACCUCUGCAUAUCCAGUUGGUCGCUUCGCCAACGAAUUUGGCUUUAUCAGCAUGCCCAGCAUUCAGACAUGGCAACAAGCCGUUGAUCCUGACGAACUCUCCUUCAACUCCACAACGGUCAUUUUACGAAACCAUCACUACCCAGCUGGUGGACUGACCAGAAAUAUUCACAACAGCACUUUGGGCCAAGUCGAAAUGACAUUGGCUGUUGAGCGCUCCUGGUGCCACGCUACCCAGCUGUUCCAAGCAGACAUGUACAAAUCUGAGAUUCAAUUCUACAGACGUGGCAGCGGCCUGCCAGAGAGACAACUUGGCUCCUUGUAUUGGCAGCUCAACGAUAUUUGGCAAGCCCCGACCUGGGCUGGUCUUGAGUACGACGGACGGUGGAAAGUAUUACCAUAUGUUUCUCGCAGGACUUAUGAGCACGUCAUUGCGUCUGCUUUCUGGAACUACACGGCGAACGAGUUGGAGAUCUGGGUGACGUCUGAUCUCUGGGAGCCCGUGUCUGGUGAGGUAUCAUUGACUUGGGUUGAUCUGAAAGGCAAGCCUAUUGCAAACAACGCGGGCAUGGCGAAAUCGACCAAGUUUAACGUGGGCGCCAUCAACACCACACAGAUCAUCUCAGCCAACGUGAAAUCGGAUCUCAAGAUCCCAGACACCAGUGACGCUGUUUUGGUCAUCGAACUUACAGCCCACGGCAAACUCCCCAACGCAGCCAACAGCAAGACCACAACCUUUACUCACCACAACCACUUCCUCCCUGUGUGGCCUAAUCAAGCCAAGGUGUCAGAUCCCAAGCUACACUUGUCAUACAACAAGUCUACAAAGAAGUUUACUGUGGAAGCUACGGCUGGUGUGUCUCUCUAUACUUGGCUGACGCACCCAGCUGGUGUUUUGGGCUUCUUUGACGAUAAUGCAUUUGUUUUGAGACCUGGCGAGAAGAAGGAGGUUGGAUUUACUCUUCAGCAAGAUACUACAGGGGGGAAGUGGACUGAACAGGUGACGGUGGAGAGCUUGUGGGAUUUGACCACGCCAUGA
This is a messenger RNA of Trichoderma breve, 2784 nucleotides long. Its product is annotated as glycosyl hydrolases family 2 domain-containing protein. The coding region runs from base 1 to 2784 and encodes 927 amino acids. Gene Ontology annotation, molecular function: beta-mannosidase activity. Gene Ontology annotation, biological process: glycoprotein catabolic process; carbohydrate metabolic process. The record is from RefSeq and is a predicted model, not a curated record. The transcript has 6 exons. Lineage: Eukaryota; Fungi; Ascomycota; Sordariomycetes; Hypocreales; Hypocreaceae.